UUCAGCGAUGGCGUCGGUGGAGUUACGGCUGGAUCACUUGCCUUCAGAUCCGCUCCUGCUGAUCUUCUCUUUCCUGGACUUCAGGGAUCUGGUUCACUGCAGUCUGGUGAGCAGGAGGCUGAGUGAGCUGUCUGGACACAGCCCACUGUGGAAGAGACUUGGCUGCAAACACUGGCUCCUAACAGAAAGUGACAGGGCUGAGAGUGGCUUGUCGUGGCGUUCUCUGUUCAGACACUAUUACUGUGACCUGGGCCGCUACAUUGGACAUUACACGGCUCUGAAGAGGGCCUGGGAGCAGCUCAAGUCCUUCCUCCAACAGAGAUGUCCACGCAUGAUAGCAUCACUGAAAGAUGGCGCCACAGAGGAGGAGCUUGAUGCCAUUGAAGCUCAGAUAGGCUGCAAACUACCCACUGACUAUCGUUGUUCCUACCGCAUUCACAAUGGACAGAAACUGGUGGUGCCAGGGCUGAUGGGCAGCAUGGCCUUGUCUGACCACUACCGGUCAGAGGACCUGCUGGAUGUGGAGACGGCAGCGGGGGGGUUCCAGCAGAGGAAGGGCAUGAAGAAGUGUCUUCCUCUGACUUUCUGUUUCCACACUGGACUCAGUCAGUACAUGGCUCUAGAAUGUACUGAGGGACGCAACGUGUCCGACGUCUUCUACCACUGUCCGGACCAGAUGGCCCAGGAUCCUUCAGCUAUUGACAUGUUCAUCACUGGCUCUAGUUUCUCAGAGUGGUUCAUAACCUAUGUUAACAACGUUGUAACUGGAGAAUACCCUAUUAUCAGAGACCAAGUCUUCAGGUAUGUUCAUGAUAAGCAGUGUGUGGAGACCACUGGGGACAUCACAGUGUCUGUCUCCACCUCCUUCCUGCCGGAGGUCUCGUCUGUUCAUCCACCUCACUUCUUCUUCACCUACCGCAUCAGAAUAGAGAUGUCUAGUGAUGCUCUUCCUGAGGCAGCCUGUCAGUUGGACAGCCGCUACUGGAAAAUCACGAAUGCCAAUGGAAACAUAGAGGAGGUCCGAGGGCCCGGGGUGGUCGGUGAGUUUCCAGUAAUGAUUCCAGGUAAAAUACAUGAGUACGCCAGCUGCACCACCUUCUCCACCACCUCAAAGUUUAUGGAAGGCUACUACACCUUCCACAGACUGGCCAACAAGCAGGAAGUGUUCCACGUGGUCAUUCCUCGGUUCCACAUGGUGUGUCCUCCUUUCAAAGAGUCGCUGGUACGACAGCAGGGAUCAGCCAAUGAUGUGUCCCGCUUCAACGACGAUUAUUCUGAAGGUGAUGAAGAUGACGAUGAAGUUGACGAUCUAAGAGCGAUCAACAUGGGGGCUGCUGAGGGUGGACGAUGCCCUCGACAUGUUUGACCCCUGACCUCCAGCAGGUUGUCCUGCCUCUAUGAAUUACAGCCUCGGUGACCAAUAAGAGACCCGGUUCCGACUUAGCCACACCCUUUCUUCCUUGUUCAUAUUGUUGUCCGGGACACCAAGUUGUAGUGUCCUUCAGAAAGCCGAGGGUCGCCGAGGGGUCGUCUGCAUCUUCAUGCUAAGUGAAAAAGUUAACCAGAACAUGUGACUGGACAUACGGAGCAGACGGCAAACGGGAUUGGACUGUGUCAGUACUGGGCCUCAGUGUACUCUGCUUAAUGAGUUGGAUAAAGUAUUUACAGUAAUUGAUAAGGUAUUUAAAACUUGCCUGCUGGCUGAAGUUUUUCUUUUGAGUCUGUUGUGUUCACAGCUCUGUGUGUGUGUGUGUGUGUGUGUGCGCGCACAUAUAUAU
Molecule: messenger RNA, 1778 nt
Organism: Lampris incognitus (smalleye Pacific opah)
Lineage: Eukaryota; Metazoa; Chordata; Actinopteri; Lampriformes; Lampridae
Gene: fbxo3
Product: F-box protein 3
Molecular function (GO): protein binding
Source: RefSeq, a predicted model, not a curated record